This is a messenger RNA of Galleria mellonella (greater wax moth), 1549 nucleotides long. It is a transcript of the gene Elav, whose product is annotated as ELAV-like protein 2. NCBI's taxonomy places the organism in Eukaryota, Metazoa, Arthropoda, Insecta, Lepidoptera, Pyralidae. Gene Ontology annotation, cellular component: ribonucleoprotein complex. The transcript has a single exon. The record is from RefSeq and is a predicted model, not a curated record. Gene Ontology annotation, molecular function: RNA binding. The coding region runs from base 45 to 953 and encodes 302 amino acids.
UGGAACACUAUAGUAAAAUGUCAUUCUCCGACAACAAUUAAAAAAUGUCGGAAUCGUGUCAAGACGGUAAUUGUCACGGAAAUAACGAAUAUGGGCCCGACGAAUCACCCACCAAACUCAUCGUCAAUUACAUUCCUGAAGUCAUGACCCAGGACAUGAUGUACUCACUGUUUUCGACAAUGGGUAAAUUGGAAAGUUGUAAACUGAUAGCAAAUCGAGGAUAUGGGUUCGUAGAGUACACUUGUCCUGAGGAUGCAAUAAAAGCCAAGAAGGCGUUUAAUGGAUUACUCAUGCAGAACAAGACUUUGAAAGUGUCUCACGCACUCCUCAAUCCAGAGCUAAAGCCCCCGUCGAAACCGGAAGCCGAUUGGAACCUCUAUGUAUGUAACCUACCUAACGAACUGACCUUGCAGGACUUACAUGGACUUUUUGCACAAUUUGGUAAAAUAGUUAAUUCGCGUAUAGCUGCUGGUAUAGCAUUUGUUUUAUAUGAGCACCAGUAUGAAGCAGAGAGGGCCAUUCAAAAUACUAAUGGCACCACACCACCUGGUUUUUUACACCCAUUAACUGUUAAGUAUGCUAAUAAGAGUAAUCCUAAUAAACAUAAAAACAAUAACAACAAUAAUUUUUCUAGAAGUCCUUUGGUAAAACCUUAUCAUUGGAUAAAUCACAUGGGUGCUAUGGGAGAUCACAAUUCUCCAAGCACAUGGUCUAUUUACGUUUAUAAUAUUGCUCCAGAAGUCGAAGAGCUAACUUUGUGGCAGCUAUUUGGUCCGUAUGGUGCUAUUGUUUCUGUUAAGAUUAUCAAGGACCACCAAACUAAUAAGAGUAAAGGGUUUGGUUUUGUGACUAUGAGAAAUUAUGAUCAAGCAGCGAUGGCGAUACAAGCCUUGAAUGGUUAUGUCCUUCAUGGCCAGCCUCUCUCUGUUAGCUUCAAGACUCAGAAAAGAUAAUGCUGUGAAAAAAGACUUACACUUUACAAUAUCAGUACUGCAAUAAAUAGACAAAAAUAAUAGUAAUAAUAUCAUUUCAUAAUUGGCAUUGACAAAACAAAGUUUACAAUUAAUAUUCUCAAUUCCAAGCUCUUUCCACAUUGUAAUUCUUUAUGUAACUUUUUGUGAAGUCUGCAAACAAUUGUUGAAAAUAUUUUAUUAAUUUGAGCUAUCGACAUUGUUAAGUUUGUUUCUUAUUAUGAAUAAUAAUUUAUUCAGUUUGCUCGUUAAAUCUUUCAAGUUUACUAGACAUUUAAGAUUUGUAUUGAUGAUAACGGUGAUGAUUGUUGUACGAAAGUUCAAUAUCAGUUGUGAGCCAUGAUGCUUCAUUAUUUUUAUCUAUUAUUUAAGUAUAAUAAACAAUUUUAAAGAAAGUGCUUUUACAAGAUCUUACUAAUUGAUAAGCCACAUUGAGAUGUUUAAUCAGUUACUAGUUUUAGUUGUACACUUUUUAUAACAUGAUGUCUAUUUAGGUAGUGAAAACAAAAUCUAGAUUAUAUCAUAUUUAUACAUUUAGUAUAAAAUUUGCUGAAUUAAAGUUCAUUUUCACAAUUUUA